This is a messenger RNA of Lymnaea stagnalis (great pond snail), 7731 nucleotides long. Lineage: Eukaryota; Metazoa; Mollusca; Gastropoda; Lymnaeidae. The record is from the annotation of a GenBank genome assembly.
GCUGGCCUUUGGUCUUUGAACUUUUACAGUAUUUACACCUUUCCUUUAUGAGACUAUGACUGAAUGACAAGUUGUAGUUUGAACGCUGUUUGAAUUUAUAGCAGUUUCAAUAAAAGACUACGAAUCACUGCAAAAAUGACAGAUAAGGAAUUAAGGGAAGGUAUUCAUAGUAGACUAUAGCUUAUUAAGCAUAUUGCUAUUAUAUUAUUAUUUUUGGUAAGCCUAAUCCAAUUCUAAUCUAAGGCCACUAAGGGCAGUAAGCCUGAGUAAGGGGCUAAGUCUAAGUUGUAGUUGUAGCCUAAGCAUUUUUGUAAUAUUUAAUUAUUAACUCUCUGUACCCAUCGAAACUGUCUUUCUUUAUCUAGUUUUAACUUCUUUAAAUUUUAUUCCAUUUAAAUCAAAUCAUUUAUUAAACAAUACCGAGGCUGAGUAGCAUUGUAUUAGUAUUAUGAUUAUGUAAAUUAAUAUGAAUAUGUGUUGGCCUGUGGGGGGAGGGGCCAUGGGGGGAACUUGAUUCCUGUUGCCAACAUCAGGAGGUGCCAAAAUCGUUUUUUUAGCAUCUUGAUAUUAAAUUUAACAAGAAAAUUCCACGUACUUCACACUGUCACAGGGCACAUAACUUUAUCAUAUUUUUUUAUAUUUUCAUAUUUUUUACUGGUGGGUGUGCCCCAGGGUCCAUAACUUUAUCAUAAAUUUUCAUAUUUUUUACUGGUGGGUGUGCCCCAGGGCCCUUAACUUUAUCAUAAAUUUUCAUAUUUUUUACUGGUAGGUGUGCCCCAGGGCCCAGUUUGCAAUCUUUUCUUUUGAGGGGAGGCAUUUUCAGCCUUCGCCCCAGGCACCAUUUUUCCUCAGCGUGGCCCUGGACCUAAUCAAGACCUAGACUUACCAUUACUAACUUGUUUAAGUUUAAUAGUAUUAAAGCAGACGUAGGCCAGGCUACACAAUAAUAGUAAUUAUUGAACCAUGGCUAAAUGGCUCUGCAAACAUUUUUGAGUGAAUAUAUCAUAUUAAAAAUGUAGGUGCCAUAGGCAGGGGUUUUGAAAAUAUUUAAGCAUCAGGAAGGGGCAGAUUGAAAAAGAUAAUAAGCACAUUGUUAGUUGGAAUGAUAUUUUUCUUCUGAUGCUUAAAAUUGAGAAAUGAAAAUAAAUGGGUAUAUUCAUUAUUAUUAUUUUGGUCUCAAUUUGUACUGUUUUACCAGUACAAUAAUGUUUUUUUAAACUUUUUGAUUGAGUACAUCUGAUUUCCAGGCAUAAAUAAAUAAAACAAAAAUAUAUAUAAUUCAUCCAAAUAAGUAUAAAGAAAAUAUUUUUACAAAUGAAUUCCCCAUACUUAAGUAUUUGUUGUUCCUAAAGAAUUUAAUGUCCUUGUUUUAUUUUUAAAAUAUUAAAAUGUUGUGUUUUUUUAAAUUUGAAAAUAAUUGUCACCUCAUACAAUAAGCAUGCAGAUACAGUGCCGAAGCAGUGCAUUUAAAUAGCUGAUAAAUUAAACAUGAUCUUGAAAAAUUUACAUUUAAGUGGGAUGGCAAUAUAAUUAUUUUUUUUUUUAAUAUGAUAGGGGCCACCAUUCAUAAAUAACAUUAGACCAUCACAAAUUUGUUAAAUAAUUUAGACACCCUCAUAACAUAUCAUCACUAAUUCUUAAAACUAGCAUUAGACCCUAAGACAUGUGUCAACAUCUAUGGAUGGCUUCAUGAGAAGAGAUGCAUCUAUUCAUUCAAAGAGUCACUUGUGGCUUUGGAUCUGCAGGCACCUGGUGCAUUAGGCUUUAAUAAUAACUAUUAUCUAGGCCCAGGUCUAUUAAUUAUUGAUAAAAAAUAAAAAGUUGACUAAUUUUUUUAAUUAGUAUUGGGCAAAUCUUAAUCUAUUAUUGUGUUUCCACACAAAUAGUAUUACUCCAUAAUGUGUGUAAGCCUAUUCAGUAGUAAUAAUCUUUGAAUAAAUUAAGUUUCAGGCCUCCAUCAUACUUUUAUUACAUAUUGUGGGCCCCAAUAACAACAACAAAAAACUGCCCUCAACAGAAGUCUAUGGAAUUAUCUUAAAAUGUUUAGACUUUAAGAGAAAAGUAAUUAAAUGUUUAUUACCUAACAACUCUGAAGCAUUGGCUGUGUACCUAACUUUAUUUAAGGUGUCAACAAAAGCCUUGGUAGCUGGAUCACAAAACUUGAGUGUGGGGGGGAUGUUGAAAAGCAGCAUUUCUUUAAGAAAAGAUUUGUUGACAGUUUAAGAGUGGCUCCAAUAGCAACCCACACAGACAAAGCCAAUGAACAACACUAUGAAGUCCCAACCGAAUUUUUUCUUCAGGUAAUUAAAUGUUUCUUAGAAUGUGUUGUCUUCAGAAAGAUUCAGAAUAGGGAUGUAUGUAGAAAUGGGUCAGUGUUUUCACUUUCCACUCAAUAUUUCAUGGUAUUUUGUAUUUGUAAUACAGUGUGUUUUUUUGGAGGUUUUAUUAGAUUUCGCUGCACUGUUUAAAAAGCAUUUGCAAUAAGCUAGUUGUGUGUUGUUGUUUUUUUGUAAAAGGGUGGUUGAGGGGGGGGGGGGGAGUACAGAAAUGUUUUGAUUUUUUUUUAUUUGUUCUAGAAAGCACUUAACAAGUAAAAAAAAUGUCUCUUUCAUCUCACAAUAAUUUUCAUUAAAGUCCAUUGCUUAUCGUUUAACACAUGACCUUAGGCAAAGAAAAAUUAUUUUAUCAUUAGCCACCACUAUGUAUAAAUGAGCUGCUUAAAAAAAGAAAAAAAAUUCCUAUUUGGUGAACUACCCAAUCCCUCAGCAACUUAUACUUGUAAUUUUUAUUAGAUUUGUUUACCUCAAAAUAUCUUUCUGCAUAUUGUGUUUUGAAUUUCCUUAAUUAAAAUUUUUGCUUUCAUUAGUCUAAACAAAAUUUUCUGUUGACAGGCUUUGGGAAAGAGACUUAAAUACAGUGGGUGUGUCUGGCCUGAGGGAGUUACCACUCUUGAUGAGGGUAUGUUAAAUAAUAGAUAUGUUCAUUUACAUUAAAUAUAAAUAAAUCAUCUGCUUGAAAUAAACUUUAAAAAAAAAAAGAAACUAGUAUUAACUCUCUUUUAAAACUCUAAUCUGAAUUUUAGUUUCAUUUUGCAUAUGUCUGUUAGAUUUUUUUCCUCCUUCAAAACUGACUUGGUGAUUCCGCUCUUUAAUUCUCCAGCGGAAGAUGCCACACUGGCACUGUACUGUGAGAGGGCUAAGCUUGAAGAUGGUCAUUCUGUUAUGGUAAUAUUAAUAUCACUGAUAGUGUGAAUCACUCUUUUAUACAAAUGUGGCAUACCUACCAGUAACUUAUAACAUUAGGACAGAAUGUGUAGUGUGCUGAUACAGGGAACAAUUUUAUAUUUUUCGUACUGUGGGGAAAAUACUUCCUAGAUCAUUUACCCAUUUUAAAGUGAAUAAACAAGCAAAUACCUUUGUAGAAAUUAAAAAAUGUUGAUGUAAUUUAACUUACUCAAAUAAUUCUCUCUCCAAAAACGUAUUUUUGUGCUACUGGAACACAUCAAUUUUAAAAUGGAUAAUUAGAUUGCGAGAUCAACCAUGUUUUUAUUUUAAAAGAUAUAUACAUUUGUGCUUUUAUGAAAUUAGCUCAAAAUUAAUGUGUUAUAUUUUUUGAACAUUUCAAAAUUCAUAUAUAUAUAUAUAUUUUAUAUAUAUAUAUAUAUAUAUAUAUAUAUAUUAAUAUAUUUGCAAUCUUCCAAUAGCUUUAAAAAUGUAUUUCUGGGUUUAUAAAGGUAGUUAUGGAGCUUGAGAAUUUUGAUUUUUCAAUUUACAUCAUUCAAUUUCACAGGACCUUGGAUGUGGAUGGGGUUCUCUUACCCUCUACAUAUUAGAAAAAUAUGAAAACUGUCGAGUUACGUGUGUCUCCAACUCGGCCACGCAAAGGGCAUUCAUCCAGGAGAGGGCAGAGAAAAUGGGAGCGGCUGGCCGACUAGAAGCCAUCACAGCAGACGCAAACACUUUCACAACUUCUGAUCGUUUUGAUAGGAUUUUAUCAAUAGAGAUGUUGGAGGUGAGAAACAUUUCUAUGUGACAAGGGUAACAGUAAAGAUUUCUUAUUUUAGUUAUUGUUUUUUUUGUCAACUCUUCACUUAUUUCCUCUACUUUUUUGUAAUUUUCAGCAUAUUUUUCUUGGAGAGCCACCAUAACCAACAUUUAAAAGUUUUUAUAACAAAAUCACAUUUCAAUUCAUACCAAUGAAAAAUCAUUAGUAUUUUGUCAUUGAAGUCACAUGGUUUGCAUCACAAAUCAUAUUAUUCACCGUUUAUUCAUUUAAAUCAGAAUUUUCAGCCUAAUUCACCAGCACUAUAAGAUUCAUUACAUCUAUAGUUUGUAAAUGUAUGGCAAAACACUAAAUAAGUCUUUGAUAAGAUGAACACUUUAUUUAUGUUAUGCUCUUACUCACAUUAUAUCAAUCUGUUAUUACUUUACAAAAUCUCUCAUAUUUUAACUACAAAAUAUCUCUUAUUCUAACUACAAAAAAAUCUCCUAUUCUAACAUGCAAAAAAUCUCUCCUUUUCUAACAACAAAAUCUCUCCUAUGCUAACAACAAAUUCUCUUCUAUUCUAAUCAUAUACCUAAUAAAGUCUCUCCUGUUGUAACUAUUACCUAACAAAAGAUAUCACCUAUUCUAGAAAUUAAAAUAUUUAAAGCACUCUGUAAUGUAUGUAAAAAUUGGGAAUUUUUGGAAUGUGUUUGUAUUGAGCAGUGUUUUAAAAUAUAUUUUAGUCCUUCACCAUUCCAUUCAUUAAGAGCAGGUGAAUCGAUUCUACAGCAGCUGUUAGCCCCCAUAGGCUAUUGUAUGAGUUAGGCUAUACAAAGAUGUUAUCAAUAUUCCCCUUCAUUUUAUUGAAAAAUUUCUACAAUUCCAGCAUAUGAAAAAUUAUGGAUCCCUUUUCCAACGUAUCUCCUCGUGGUUGAAGCCAGCUGGAUUGCUCUUUGUCCAGAUAUUCUGCCAUAGGCAUCAGCCAUAUGCAUUUGAUGUCAAGCCAGGCUCAGACACUGAAUGGAUGGCCAAGAAUUUUUUCACCGGUGGGACCAUGCCUUCAAGUGAUCUGUUCUUGUUUUUUCAGGUAGGGUCCUCUACUCAGUAAUGCACAAUCGGACAAAUUAGGUUUAACCAUGAGGCCAAAAAGAAUCAAAACUAUUUUCUAUUCUUAAAAAUUCUUGUUUAACUAGUUUAAUUAAGAUCUAAUUAUAUCUUUAUAUUUGUAUUUAAUAUUAAUUUAUAAAAUCUGAAAAUACUCAGCGUUACCUGUGGUCCUUGUACUGGACUGAUACAAUUAUAAUUUAAAAAAUCUUUUUUUUUUUAAAUUUAGCCAUUGAGUUAUAAGAAAUUAAUCAUUUUAAUUUUACGAUAUUCAAAUAUUCCUCUUCUUAAUCUAGAUCAGGGGUCUCAAACUCUUGCGGCCCGCGGGCCUUUUGCAGCCCGCAAGAAGAUUUUUAUGCCCGCCACGUGAAAGCAAAUUUAGUGUUAAUGCGGCCCGUACAGUUUCCCCAUUCUUAUAUCUAUAAUGUGACCCUCCGCGACGGUUUCAGUCCAACCUCACCAAUUCUGAUUUUUAUUAUUUUCUAUAGAUUUGGACGUUGAUUAUAAUGGAACAAACCAUUUAAAAUCGGACUAAAAUUUUUUAAUUUGUAGCAUUUUAUGAGACAAACAUUGGCAAAGUACGGUUUUGAGAAAACACGCUUUGAAUAUUAUAUGUACAAAUUUAACAUUUUAAAAAGUCAGUUAGUGGCACAAUCAUAAUUGUGUAAAUCAUAGCAGUCUGACACAGUAUCAAAGAAUCCCUAUUAAAAUUGCUGCUAAUGUUUACGAGUGAGGGACAGUGUGAACCUUUCAGCUUGGUCACUUGUACUGUCAGGUCUCUGGCAACAAGCAUUAGGAGGAAGAAAGUGAAGUCUAGUUCUUGAGAACCCUUAAAGUUUUUAUUCGUUCUUACUAAAGGUUGAGCAGAUUGUAAAAUUUUUACUUUAUUGAAUUUGUAAUCGCUUUUUUUGUGGAAUACUUGAUGCGGCCCAGUCUCACUCAGACUCUGCCUCCUGCGACCCCAGGAUGAUUUGAGUUUGAGAACCCUGAUCUAGAUCAAAAUAUUCAAACUAUCUGGAUAUAAAACCAGUGCUAGGUUUGAUUCAGUUUGGACACAUUUUUUGUGUGGACAAUUAGGGCUAAGCUAAAAUUAUCUUUCUGGACAAUUAAGGCUAACCUAAAUUACUCUUUUUGGACAAUUAGGGCUAAGCUAAAAUUAUCUUUCUGGACAAUUAAGGCUAACCUAAAUUACUCUUUUUGGACAAUUAGGGCUAAGCUAAAAUUAUCUUUCUGGACAAUUAAGGCUAACCUAAAUUACUCUUUUUGGACAAUUAGGGCUAAGCUAAAAUUAUCUUUCUGGACAAUUAAGGCUAACCUAAAUUACUCUUUUUGGACAAUUAGGGCUAAGCUAAAAUUAUCAGGGUAGACAAUUAGGGACCAGGUAAAUUUAAGCAACACUGAAACAAAGUAGAUAAUUUUUUUCUAAAUGACUUCCUGAGUUAACAUAAAAAAAAACCAUGAAAUACAGGAAAUAUCAAUUGAUUUCAAUUCAUGCAAAAGGACAAUAGGACCAAACACAGACCAAUGGACACACAAACAAACCCAUUCUUGUGUAGACAGAUAGUUUGUUCCUUUUAAUCUAUGUCAUCUUGUGUUCUGCUCCACCCAGAAUGACAUAAACUUGGUGGACUGGUGGGUCGUCAACGGGACGCACUAUUCCAAGACCUUGGAGGCCUGGCUGGCCAAGAUGGAUGCCAGCAAGGAGAAGGUGGAGGAGAUCUUUGCCAAGGCUUACGGGAAGGAUGCCCCCCAGCAGACGUUCAACUGGAGACUUUUCUUCAUCUUCUGCUCAGAAGUCUUCGGCUACAAAGGGGGAAAUGAGUGGCAUAUAUCGCACCAGCUGUUUAAGAAAAACAUCGCUAGUGCAUUAUAAGCUUUCCAUUUGAUAUCACUAGGGAUGUCCUCCUGUACAUAAUUCCAACAUUGCCAGUGCAUUAUAAGCUUUCCAUUUGAUAUCACUAGGGAUGUUCUCCUGUACAUAAUUCCAACAUUGCCAGUGCAAUUAAAAGCCUUUCCAUUGACCAUCUCCAAGGAAUGUCAUCCUAUUUAUUAUUUUAGGGCUAAGCUAAAUAUAUCAUUAUAGACAGUUCGGGCUAAGCUAAAUUUAUCUGUUUAGACAAUUAGUAUUUACUUGAAUUAAAAAAUUAGCAAUUUGAUAUGACACAGAAUGGCACAUUCAUGACUUGUGUAUUAUUACUGUUUUUCCUUGGCACACCCAGAUGACCAAGGCAAUAUUGGUAGCCUUGACUUGAGCUGUAUUUUGUUCAAAGUGAGAGAGACAUCAGACAUCAGAAAUUUUUAAACCAUUUAUCAUUGAUGGAUCUAUUGUUGCUUUUAGUUGUGACCCACUCAUCCACUUUUUGACCCAUCUCAUCCUAGCUCCAUAAGGACCCAACCCACCCACCACUACAGACCCCUCUGCCCACCCUUGUGUGCAUGGAUUAUUCUUAUAUUGAAUAAAUGAAUACAGUUUGUUAUAAUCCAGUAAUUGUUCAAGAAAAAUUAAAAUGUGAUCUACUAAUUUAUUAUAUGUAUUUAUUAUGAUUGCAGAAUGAUAUAUUAUAUUAUUAAUUAUUGUACAUAUAAAAUUAUUUGUUUCUUGUACAAUUUAAAAAAAUAAAUGACAUCAGACUUCUAUCUAAA